Messenger RNA from Xiphophorus maculatus (southern platyfish), 3602 nucleotides. It is a transcript of the gene sec22a, whose product is annotated as SEC22 homolog A, vesicle trafficking protein. Gene Ontology annotation, biological process: endoplasmic reticulum to Golgi vesicle-mediated transport. The transcript has 7 exons. Bases 137 to 1048 code for a protein of 303 amino acids. The record is from RefSeq and is a predicted model, not a curated record. Lineage: Eukaryota; Metazoa; Chordata; Actinopteri; Cyprinodontiformes; Poeciliidae.
UAACGUCCUCACGUCGCUGCCUGCUAGCUGCCUAUGAUUCCUGUAUGCGUAACAUGCCCAGUGCAGCCUAUUACACAUAACUACAUGAUGCAAAACUUCUUCAACAGCAAAUCAGUGGGACAGCCUCAUCUGUAAAAUGUCGACAGUGUUGUUUGCCUCUGUGGUUCGCGUCGCGGACGGCCUGCCUCUCUCAGCAUCCACCGACUACGAACAGGAGAAAGACCUCCAGGAGACGAAGAGGCAUCUUAAGGGUCUCUCCAAGAAGCUCAACCAGUUCCCUGACCGCUGUACACUCAAGUCCGGAUCGUACAAUGUGAACUUCAUAUACUCGCUGGGUGUUGGAUACCUGAUGGUCUGCACUGGAAAUUACCCUAAUGUGUUGGCCUUCUGCUUCCUGGACGAGCUGCAGAAAGAGUUCAUCAUCACUUAUGACUCCAAACGUGUCAGCAGCGCCAUGCGGCCGUACUCCUUCAUCGAAUUCGACACCUUCAUCCAGAAGACCAAGCAGCGCUACAACAGCCCUCGCUCCCUGUCCACCAAGAUCAAUCUGGCUGACAUGCAGACAGAGAUCAAGCUGCGCCCGCCCUAUCAGCUUUCCCCAGAGGACCUGCAGGCUAUCAAUGGAUUCUCGGUGCGAGCCGCUUCUAAAUACAAGGGCAUAGCUCCCACACAGAUGUUGGAGCCGGCGACGCUCCCAGGCAUUGUGUCCUGUGUGCUCAGCAUCCUCUGUGGAGGCCUGAACCUGCUGAGAGGCGUCCAUGCUAUAGAGAGCAUACUACAGAAUGAUGACGAGGACUUUAAUUAUGUGAUUGCCUUCUUCCUCGGCACGGCGGCCUGUCUGUAUCAGUGCUACCUGUUUGUCUACUUCUCCAUCUGGAGGAACAGCAAGUCCUUCUUGGCGUUUGCGCUCAUCUGUCUGUCCAACAUGUACCUGUAUGAACUGAGGAACAUUUGGCAGAUCCUCUUCCAUGUAGCCGUGGGGGCCUUCAUGACCCUGCAAAUCAGACUGAGGCAGCCGCUGGGCAAAGCGCCAGACUACAAUGUCUGACGAAGAGCAAAAAAAAAAAGACUAACGCGCUGUAAGUCAGGUGCCCCAGCGCUGGUCCGUCAGACACACUGGAAGCAAAAACCAGCCUUCCCGAUUCAGAGGAGGAAAAGGAGGGGCGAGCAUUUCAGCGGUGCAUAAAUGGAUCCGUCUCCAUUUGGAUUUGGAAAGGAAAGUCUGCUGCGGUCCGACUGCUUCAUGGAUUUUAUUGGAUUGAUUUUAGAAGCUGCCUCCUCUCCUUUAUUGCGUGAUGAUGAUUUAUGGACUUCUUUUGCACAGCUCUGAUUUAGGUCACAGGCCCGUCUGCAGGAUUUCCACGGCUGCAAAUCCCAUGCAUUUGAAAGUUGUUUUUUUUUUUACUGCGUCCAACAGAAAAAGAAAAUGCUAAUAAAUGUAUUUAUGUUUUCAUGAUUGCAAUUAAAAUGAAGUGAAGUACCUUUCAGAAGGCAUUGAAACUGAACUCAUGACCUUUUCCCCUAUAUCUUCUUGUUAAACUAGCUCAUAUGUCAGCCGUGAGGUUUGUUAAAUAAAUCCUCAAAUGAAUAACCUGAAACUAAAUUUACACACCAGCAGAUAUUUAAUUGUCUUUAUAACUGGAGUGUGGAGUAUCUUACAUGUCUCCGUGGUUCAGGACACCUUGUUGAAUUAAAUUGGUCCAAUCCUUGUUUCUGCAGAGCUUGACGACGUAUGUCAACCAUUUAAAUCAGAUGUGUUGGAGCAGGGAAACGUCUAAAAUAUGUCGGAUACCGGUAUCUGUUUGAUUAAAAUUGGACUCGAUUAAAUUUUUUAAAUAUAAAAUCAGGGUUUUUGCCAUGUCGUAACUUUUCUCUCUAAGCUCUCUCUCAAAGCAGCAGCACCGGUUGCUGACUAUGCUGUAUUUUUGACUUUGUGUGGGGCAGAAAUUUGGACUCAUUUUCUCAUAAAUGCGUUAGUCGGCAGCUUUGUGUGCUUUAGAGGCAUACAGUUGGAUCACAGAACCAAAUGGACAACAUGUGUCGGGAGUUUCCUUUCAAUUUAUCUGAGGUCUGUUGUGAUCUUCACCCAGGUGGUUAAGAUGCAUCAAGAGAUUUUAAACACAAACGCAGCCUCAGCACGCCAUGUCUUUAUUCUGUUGAGGCUUGAUAUCAGCUGGUUGUGUGAAACACCCGCCUCCUGUUCCAUGUUGGGAACUUUAAGCUGACUGUGAUGCAUAAAGAACAUGUCUGCAGAUUGAAAGGAUAAUCUGAACUAGUCUUGAAUAAUUAAAAAUUCCGUUACAUUUUACAAAAAAUCAGAAAAAAUGUGCAAUACAGAAAUAUGUUCAAUUUGCGAAGUUUUAAAACCAUUUCAAUAAGGGCAUCUUGUAUUUAAUAUUGUUUAAGUUCUGUUUACGUCAGUAUUUUUGACAGAAUGUUUGCCACCCACAUCUCGCUUUAAAUUUUUCUUUUUUGAAAAAGAUCUACAUGGGAUUGUAUUACAAAAUGCUUUAUUACUAAUGCUUUACAAGCAGGUGACGAUAAUGUCAACAUGACCUACAUCAAAGCUCAAAAGAAGCUCUGCAGUCCGGCUAAAGGUUGAAGCUCAUCUUUCUUUUCUUUGAUACCAUUUCCUCCUUUUUUUUCCCAGUCGUUUCAACUUUAGCUCACAUUUAAGGUUAUUUGUUAGUGGAGUCAGGAGAAACGAGACGGAUAUUAACUAACCCAUAAAAACUUGAGUUUUCCAGGACAGAUGCCAGAGUGGGAUUGUGCAAAGUAUACCUCUUUAUCAUUGUUUGUAAUGAUGUCUAGAUACCAGUGCACAUGCAUAGUUUUUAAACUUGUAAGAAAAACUUGUGUGGAUGCUGGACAUAUUUUGCAAAAUGUCCACGUUGGUGUUGACAAUUAGGUGGAGAAUGUGUUAGGAAUUGCAUUGCGUUGCCAGUGUGCAUUUAUUUCAUUUGUAAGAGUAUGUGGCAAGAAAGUGAAGAAGCAAUCAGAAAACAAAUCUUUAGACUACAAGAGAUUAAAUUAGGAUAAAACAAAGAAAAGCUCCAGCAGGUAGUUUUUUUUAACUUUGAUACCAAGAGGUAACAACCUGAAAACACACAGAGAAACUCAAUAAUCUGAAUUUUUCAUUCUUUUUUUUACCUUUCGUUCAUGUUCUGCCUACUUACACCUAUGCUUUCUUUUAAACCCAGCACUGGUAUUUCUUCAACCGUAUCCACAGUAGAAAUGUCCAUUUUUGGUGUCGAGGUGAAACUAUGCAACGCUGCCUUCCUGUUUGAGUCACUCAAACUUUAAAUUAUUCACUAAUCAGGGGUAAAACACUCAUAUCUUUUUUGUUGUCUUUUGCAAGAGCUCAUUAUUUAUUCAAUGACUGAUUUUGGUGCAAGAUGUAAUCAUUUCUGAAAUUCGUGUUUUGUUUUUUUUUAAUUGUUGCGUUUUCAUCCAGACGUGUAUAAAUGUGUACUUGUGACAACAUAAAGCUCCUGUCGGCUCAGACGGUUAGCAGCCGCAUCCUUCCUCGCCUACACAGCCUCCAGCGUUUGCCAGUGUCACAAUGACUGUGUGAAUAAACACAUCCGUGUUGCCAACAGCAA